AUGCCCAAACGCGCAGAUAAAAUAGGUUCACUCUUAUUCUGCCCAGACUGCGGCACGCUGCUCAAUUUGCCCCAGGAUGGUGACCUCGAGGUCCCUUGCGAACAAUGCGGAUACAAGGAGCCUGCUAGCUGCUUCACACGGCGUGCAGCGUAUGAAAACAUUGAAAUUGUCACUCGGUCGCACCCGGACGCCUUCCCUUCGCCGCUGCUCCAGAAGCGCAAGACGCAGACGAGGGUACACGAUGCUAACGAAGCCCUGCUUAAGGUGACCGAGAAAUGUCCGGAGUGUGGACACAUGGAAGCGUACUCGCAAGAAGCUCAGUUGAGAAGCGCAGACGAGGGUUCUACCAUAUUCUACACAGUGCGUAUUCCCAUCCGCAUGACAGCCCGUGCUGAUUGGCUUGCUCUCCCGCGCAGCAAACACGCGUCAUCAAAGCCCAUAUCAACCCUCCUCAGCCCGCCUCUCUCUCUUCAGCCUGCACCACCACCACUACCACCACCGCCCCUCGUACCCUCUGUUGCACGUCUCAUCAGGAAUCCGAAAGGUAUUAUUUUGCGCAUGUCUGCCUCGCAAAAGCUGCAACAACACCCUGCUUUCACGCAGGCUCAAGACAAGGCCAGCUACUAUAUCUCCCAGCUUGACAAGGAGCUGUCAAAACACUCGAUUUUCAAUACAUUUGAGCAGCGUACACAGGUGCCCAAGAGCUAUGCCUUCAUUGGUGCGGUUCUGGUGCUCUCUGUCUUCCACUCCAUCAACGCCUCUGCCGCCCCGGUCUCUAACCUCAUCGGAUGGGCGCUGCCCGCUUUCCUCUCUGUGCGAGCGCUCGAGUCGCCGGGUCACCAGGAUGACAUUCAGUGGUUGACGUAUUGGGUCGUGUUCGGGUUCUUCAACUUUAUGGAGAGCUUUGCGCUGCGGGUUGUGCUCUACUACUUCCCGUGGUACUUUGCGUUCAAGAGCGUGUUCAUUCUCUGGCUGCAGCUGCCUGCGUUCCGUGGCGCGCAAAAGUUGUAUGGAACGGUGGUGAAGCCGGUGUUCGUGAAUGUGCACCACAAGACAAGCGGGUUGUCGGAUGCGACGGUGACGGCAGAUGGGUUGCGUGAUCGUGUUGCGGUCGCGACGGAGUGA
This is a messenger RNA of Fibroporia radiculosa, 1125 nucleotides long. RefSeq lists its product as uncharacterized. The transcript is spliced from 9 exons. The record is from RefSeq and is a predicted model, not a curated record. NCBI's taxonomy places the organism in Eukaryota, Fungi, Basidiomycota, Agaricomycetes, Polyporales, Fibroporiaceae. Gene Ontology annotation, biological process: DNA-templated transcription. Bases 1 to 1125 code for a protein of 374 amino acids. Gene Ontology annotation, molecular function: zinc ion binding; nucleic acid binding.